This is a messenger RNA of Papaver somniferum (opium poppy), 1664 nucleotides long. RefSeq lists its product as uncharacterized. The transcript has 2 exons. The record is from RefSeq and is a predicted model, not a curated record. The coding region runs from base 374 to 1315 and encodes 313 amino acids. Lineage: Eukaryota; Viridiplantae; Streptophyta; Magnoliopsida; Ranunculales; Papaveraceae.
UAUUUUUUUCAUUUACAACUAUUAUCAAACACUUGGAGUACACUAUUGUUUCUUUUAAGGAAACAGUUGUAAUCUUAAAUCUUAGUUCCUCUCUGAUCUACCGAAUCAACAGAUCAAUCAGGGAGAUGAUUAACUUGGAAGCAGCAUUGAUGAAGAGAAAAUUAUCCGAUCUGAGCGGCGGCAGUAGCAGCAGCAGCAGCAGAAAUGUUUACAGAAGAGAGCCGGGAUGUUUCUUUGACGGCCCAUACCAGUCAAGAGGUUUUUGUUCUGUCCAAAAGAUUUGAGGUUUGAUGAUUGUCAUGGUCAUGAAUCAUUGGACAAUGAUGCUAUUGUCACUAGUAAUAACGUGGCUCUUGAUGAGAAACCAGUAUCAAUGCUUGAACCUGUUAAUGGUUUGGUGUGUUUUGUCAAGGGUGGUAGUGCUGUUAUGGAGCACUGUUCUGUUCAGAUUCACAAUCCUAGCACCCGAGACAAGACACCAUGGAUCGAUACCUUAACAAAUGCAGCAUUCAGGAAACUCUUUGGUGUUAAACUAGUUAAAGGCUGCCGGAGAGAUCGUUUGAAAAGUUCUUAUGAAUACAUGUUUGGGUUUGGAGUCGAUCCGGUUACUAAUAAACACAAGGUGUUUUGUAUGAUUGAGAUUACUGUAACGCGCAGAAUUGAAGAAAUUGUUAGUCGUGAAUUGGUUUGUGGGGUUUUUACACUGGGUGAGAAUACAUGGAGAAAGAUUGAACAAGUUCCACCCGAGACUACAAUUAAGAAAAAUUCCGUUCAUGUGGGUGGUUCGACAUAUUGGAUCUCUGGCAAGAAGCCACGAUGUGAGAAUGGCGUUAUAAUGGCAUUUGAUCUUGGAAGUGAGACAUUUAGAUCGAUAACAAUCCCAAACCCCGUCCUUGAUCACUGGGGUUCAAUUGAAAGGCUUCAAUUAGUUCAUGAAUUGGCUGAAGUGGACGGACGUUUAUGUGUAUUGGUUCGAGAAGGAGAUGAUAUUCUUAACCUAUGGAUUCAUACCAUUGACAACGGCGGCAGUGAUACCAAUAAAAAUUGGACUGAAGAAACAUUACAACUGCCUUGUCACUGGGAUAAAAUACAUAAUUUAGCAUUCAAAGCCAUUACUGGUACAAGCCUGGUAGUCUUAAAGUUCUUAAAGGAAGAACGUUAUGCUCACCAGUUUCGUUGUGAAGUUCUUCAGUAUUAUGAUCGAAGUGAAAAGAAAUUUUACAAAAAUUCGUUUGAGAUUUUAUUGGAUCCUACUGGUACUACUGGUGGCACCUACUCUAUUACACCUUUCUUCGAGACUUUAUUACCUGUCUAGAUGAUUCAGCAUGGUGAAGAAAACAUCAAGGACAAGCUCAUUGAGAUCCAUCGCCUAAUUUUAAGCCGAAGCAAGGGACUACUUGAAACCUCUUGACCCAGUUGUUCUCGAGUUAAACACUUAAGGUGAGAGAUGUUUUCUUUCCAUCUUAGUUUCUAUUGUUCUUUUUCUUCUAUGUUUCUUUCUUCAGGAAGUUUUAGCUUUAUGCCCCCUCCAGUUCCUGUUUCGCUUUUUCUUUUAUUAAUAAAUACUCUUAGUGAGUUUAGCUUAAUAUCCAUUGCCUUAUUUAUUCAGUGCAAAGCUAUUGGUAGAACAACAAUGUUAUUUUCUAUUAAUGCUCAGAACAUUU